AUGCGUUUGAGUCUCUCGCUUGCAAUUUUGGGAGGACUCAGCCUCAUUCCCACCGCAUGCUCUUCACCUCUCCUCCUACAAACACCCGAAACAACAUCUUCAUACACCAAGAAAAGAGCUAGUAAUGACUACGGAUUCGACAGCGUGGCUCUUGCCCUAAACACAGAUUUCCCUGACCCGGCUUUCGUCCAGCAUACGAACGGAUCUUGGUACGCCUUUGGCACCAAUGGGAAUGGCGAGCGAAUUCAAGUUGCGUAUUCGGCCGAUUUCAAGUCAUGGAGUCUACUAUCCGGUGUGGAGGCGCUUCCUACGCUGUCUGGCUGGGAGACGGAGGUAGAUCAUUGGGCACCUGAUGUAUUUCGUCGGAAUGACGGCAAAUACGUCAUGUACUAUUCCGCCAUCGCGCAGGAAAACACAAACCGUCACUGCAUCGGCGUCGCCAUAGCCGACGGCGACAGUCCGGCGGGCCCUUACAUACCAACCUCGGACAGUCCACUCGCCUGCCCGCUCGACCAAGGUGGCGCAAUUGACGCCAGCAACUUCCAAGACGAAGACGGCACACGAUACGUACUCUACAAAGUCGACGGAAACAGCGUCGGCCACGGCGGCGACUGCAACAACAGCCAGGAGCCUCUUGUGCCCACCCCGAUUAUGAUCCAGCAGGUCAAAGAAGACGGGCUCACGCCGGUGGGUGAUGCGAUCCAGAUCCUCGACCGGGACGAGUCUGAUGGGCCUCUGGUCGAGGCCCCGUCGUUGGUUAGGUCGGAUGAUGGCAUGUACUUGCUUUUCUAUUCGACGCAUUGCUUCACGGAUGUGAAGUAUGAUGUGCGCUAUGCGACUGCUUCCACCGUCACUGGGCCGUACACGAAAAAGGGGAAUUCUCUGCUGGCUUCGAAUGAUGCGCUUUACGGGCCUGGUGGAGCAACUGUACACGGUAGUGGCAAUAUUCUCUUUCAUGGCUGGUGCAAUGAUAACUCCGUGAGGUGUAUGUAUGCUGCUCACGUUGAUAUUGAUGGAGGUGCGGUCACUGUUGAAUAA
This is a messenger RNA of Talaromyces atroroseus, 1038 nucleotides long. RefSeq lists its product as hypothetical. Gene Ontology annotation, biological process: carbohydrate metabolic process. The transcript has 2 exons. Bases 1 to 1038 code for a protein of 345 amino acids. Lineage: Eukaryota; Fungi; Ascomycota; Eurotiomycetes; Eurotiales; Trichocomaceae. The record is from RefSeq and is a predicted model, not a curated record. Gene Ontology annotation, molecular function: hydrolase activity, hydrolyzing O-glycosyl compounds.